AUGCAGGGCUUUGAUUAAUUGCUUAGAAAACAAGAUUUAGGUAAAUUGGUUCAAGCGGAGGUUUCAAGUACAUGCAAACGUUCUCGCCUCUGUACUCAAGUUUGAAUAGUUGAAGAAGGAAGAUUUUGUAGAAGUGGAGCCUUUUGGGUUUCUGCAACUCACUCAACCGCUCAGUUGUUGUAAACUGUAACAAUGGCGAACUCACAUCUUCUUCUUCUUCUUCUUCUUCUGUUGACAUUUUCCCUCCUCUCCGUCCACCACUCAGCUGCUACUCAGUCAGAGUCCGAGAGCCUUCUGAAAAUCCAGCAGCUGCUCAACCACCCACCACCUCUAGCCCGAUUCAAUUCCACUGACACACACUCUCUGUGCAGCAUUGAACCAACUCCUUCCCUCACUCUCUAUUGCUACCAAGGCAACGUCACCCAGCUCCACAUUUCUGGCGGAGCCGCCUUCCCUCCGCUGCCGCUGGACUUCUCAACCAACUCUCUGUUCUCCGCUCUCGCCGCCGCCUUCCCAACCCUCAAAGUCCUCUCUCUCGUUUCACUCCAACUCUGGGGGCCACUCCCUCCAUCCAUCGCCCGUUUAUCUUCCCUCGAGAUUCUCAACCUCAACUCCAACUACCUCAGCGGCGCCAUUCCUCCCCACAUUUCGUCGCUCGUCAACCUCCAGACUCUCAUCCUCGAUCGCAACAACUUCACCGGCCGACUCCCGGCGUCGUUGGGUUCGCUUCCGUCGUUGGCCGUUCUCAGUUUGAACCACAACCUCCUCAACGGCCCUCUCCCGAGUUCUCUGGCCUCUCUGCAAACCCUCAGAGUCCUCUCUCUCUCCCACAACUUCCUGUCCGGCGAAGUUCCCGACCUCACAGCCCUCACAAACAUGCAACUUCUUGAUUUGGAAGCCAACUCUUUUGGGCCUCAUUUUCCAAGCUUGCCUUCCAACAACAAGCUGGUAACCCUCGUGCUCCGAAACAACACGUUUCGCGUCGGAAUCCAAACCGGAUUCCAAGGCGGUUUUCAACUCCAGAAGCUUGACAUUUCACUCAAUGAAUUCGUGGGGCCUUUUUCGCCGUCGUGGCUGUCGCUGCCAUCCAUCAAUUAUCUUGACAUCGCCGGAAAUAAAUUCACCGGCGUGCUUUCCAAGAACAUAUCUUGCAAUGCUGAGCUUGCUUUUGUGAAUUUGUCAUCAAAUCUUUUGGGAGGGAACUUGCCCACUUGCCUCAAAAACCGGGGUUCGAAGAACAACAGGGCUGUUGUUCUGUAUUCCGGGAAUUGUUUGACGAAUGUAGAUCAGCAGCAGCGUUCUAACUUGUGCCACAAUGAAGCUCUGGCUGUGGAGUUACCGCCUUCUGGUGACCGAAAAAUCAAGAGGCGUCAUGAUAAUAAACAAAUCGUUGCAUCAAGUGCCGUGGGAGGAAUUGUGGGUGCUGCUGCAGUUGUUCUUCUGGCUUUCAUGGCUGUUAAGAGGUUAUUGCACGGCGAACAGCCUGUUAAAAGUCCCCGAACAAGGUUGAUUAGAGAUUCAGCUUCAACAGUCAACACAGCCAAGCUACUCUCGGAUGCAAAAUAUAUAUCGGAAACAAUGAAGCUGGGAGCUAGCCUUCCUGCUUAUCGAACGUUUGCUUUGGAGGAGCUCAAGGAAGCUACCAACGACUUUGAUGAUUCAACAUUACUUGGCGAAGGUGCACAUGGGCAGCGCCAGAUGUAUAGAGGGAAGCUCCCCGACGGAACACUUGUUGCUAUCAAAGGCUUGAAGAUGAGAAAGAGGCAGGCUACACACGUCUAUACACACCUCCUUGAGCUGGUUUCGAAACUGAGACAUAGCCAUUUGGUUAGCGCUCUUGGACAUUGCUUGGAGUACAAUCCUGAUGAUUCGGGCGUCAGUAGAAUAUUUCUUGUAUUCGAGUUUGUUCCAAAUGGAACGCUAAGAGGCUUCAUCUCUGAAGGACCUCCAGAACGAAAAUUUACUUGGGCGCAGAGAAUAGUAGCUGCAAUUGGAGUUGCAAAGGGUGUUCAGUUUCUGCAUACAGGGAUUGUUCCUGGUUUAAAAUCAAAUAAUCUCAAGAUAACAAAUGUCUUAUUGGAUCACGAUCUUCAUGUGAAAAUAAGCAGUUAUAACCUACCUCUUUCAGCUGAAAACAACAGGGGAACGGUGGGGACUGCAGUUUCUUCUCCUGCACAAGGAAGCAUUCAUACUAGGGUUAACCAUGAGUGUAAGAACGACGUUUAUGACAUUGGAGUAAUCUUGCUAGAAAUGAUUCUGGGGAGACCUAUCAUGUUCCCAAAUGAAGUUGGUGUUUUGAAAGACCUUGUACGAGUAAGUUUGACAAUUGAUGACACAGCUCGGAGGAGCAUUGUGGAUGCAGCAGUGCACAAGGAAUGCUCGGACAAAUCACUGAAGACAAUGAUGGAGAUAUGCGUGAGGUGUCUUACGAAUGAUGCAGCUGAUAGGCCUUCAGUUGAAGACAUUCUUUGGAAUUUGCAGUUUGCAGCGCAGGUUCAGGAAUCAGCAAGAGAAGACUGUCGGAGUAGUAGUCAAGGCUCACCCGUUUCAUCACCCUAACUCCAACUAGUCGGACUUUCACCUUCCUCCUCCUAUAUUUCCAUCAGUUAGGGAACAAUCUAUGUAUUAUGUAACGUACCAUACCAGAUGGAAAAUGUAUAAGUGCUAUAUGGCCUUAAUUUUUUAUUUUAUUUCUAGUAUUAUGUUACUAUGCCCUCCUGAUUUGGUGUAACAUUUUAUAAAACUCCCCUUUGUACCGUCGAGAUUUUUUUCAGGGAGGUGAAUUUCAUACAUCCCUUUUAGCUUCUUA
Pyrus x bretschneideri (Chinese white pear) is the source of this 2809-nucleotide messenger RNA. Its product is annotated as probable inactive leucine-rich repeat receptor-like protein kinase At3g03770. Gene Ontology annotation, molecular function: ATP binding; protein binding; protein kinase activity. Lineage: Eukaryota; Viridiplantae; Streptophyta; Magnoliopsida; Rosales; Rosaceae. The record is from RefSeq and is a predicted model, not a curated record. Gene Ontology annotation, biological process: protein phosphorylation.